Molecule: messenger RNA, 717 nt
Organism: Penaeus monodon (black tiger shrimp)
Lineage: Eukaryota; Metazoa; Arthropoda; Malacostraca; Decapoda; Penaeidae
Source: RefSeq, a predicted model, not a curated record
UUGCUACAGUUCCACAAUCCCCUUUCCCCUUCCAUAGAGGGAUGACCAUGCCCCUCAACAGGUCAGGGGGAAUGGUACCUGACUGCCAAAUGGCAGUCAAAACUGCAUGCAAGCCCCGAGGUAUAGGUUCACCCCCAGCCUUUAGAAGUUCACAAGAGAUAUCACAUAUGCCUGCUUUUAUGUUGCAUAGGCUUGUGCCCUCAGUGUCUGUGCCCCUUCCAGACUUGGUGAAGAAGGGAAACACAAUGGGCACACUAUCAGUUUAUUAUUUCCUAAGGAGAAAUACAGGGACAGCUGUGACAAUAAUAAAGGGAGAUGUCCAGGGUGUUGCUCAAUCAGCCUCUGACUGUCCUCUCGGCAGUGUCCACGUGCUGCCAGGCGUACAACCUAACAAUGUCGUACUAUUUGAAUAUCACACACCUGCAGCUUUCCCACACUUCAGCUUGGAAAUGUCUGUCCUAACCUCCGUUAGGUUAGGAGGUUCUUCGCUAUAUUGUGAUUUGGAGUGUCUACCUGGUACAGCUACUCAAAAUACUCAGUCCCAAAUUUCACGAAACCUCACUGAAAUGAUCUGUCCAUCCACUAACAGACUGCAGUCAUCUGCGAGACUUGCUAGGCAGGGCGAAGGUCAUUUACCAAAAAUGGCCUUCAACCUCCUCUGCAAGAUUCCUGAACUGUUCCUUGUCCCUUCUCAGCAGUGUGCGAGCCCUACACACC